AUGAAGCUGUUUGACCAGAAGAGUCAGGAUCUGAAACAGGAGCUCCUCUGCAGCCUGCAGGAUGACGGCACACAUCAGACCAGUUUGUGCUGUUUGGGUGGGCAUGGUGGUGCUGUGCAGCAAGCUGAGCUGCAUGAAGGCAGCUUCCAUCUGCAGCAACGCUCAGGCUGGAUGCCACUUCCUGUCUCUGGCCAACCUGUUUGACCGAGUCAUUCAGCACUCGGCCAGGAUGCACGGCAUUUCAAACGACCUGCACUCCGAAUUUGAGCUUUACUUCCUGCCCAGUAAGAACCAGGUUGGCCGGGUCACUCGGAACUGUCACACAUCCAACAUCCUUACCCCAAAUGGCAAAGAAAAUGCUCAGAGGAUAGCGAGGGAGGAGCUGACGGAGGUGAUCCUGAAGCUCCUGCUGGCCUGGAGAGGUCCUCUGUGGCACCUCCACCAGAGUGUGGCUCAGAACCACGACUUCAACAGGUUCAGCUCCAAUAAGUCCCUGGAGAUGAGGGACAUGGUGCACGAGCUGCACAAAGGAGUACAGAAGGUGGUUGAAAAGAUGCAGACGUUGGGAAUCAUCAGUACCUCUGUGGGCAGCCUGGCUUCUCCUGAGGCCUUCCUGACCUCGGAGAGCUCAGAGUGGCGCUUCAUGAAGGACUACGACCUCCUCUACUGCUUCCGCCGAGACUCCAACAAGAUCCAGAACUACCUGAAGAUCCUCAAGUGUCGGAUCGUCCCYGAACACGGGUGCUGAGAGACACAACAGACACUGUUCAGUCUGAAAUGAAAAGGAUUUGUUUUAAAACAAGAAAGAAAUAAAGUUUGUGUAACUCUUCAUUUCUGUCAUAAAUAAAGACCGACUGGGAAACAA
This is a messenger RNA of Austrofundulus limnaeus, 865 nucleotides long. It is a transcript of the gene prl2, whose product is annotated as prolactin 2. The transcript has 5 exons. The coding region runs from base 62 to 748 and encodes 228 amino acids. NCBI's taxonomy places the organism in Eukaryota, Metazoa, Chordata, Actinopteri, Cyprinodontiformes, Rivulidae. Gene Ontology annotation, biological process: response to nutrient levels; positive regulation of receptor signaling pathway via JAK-STAT. The record is from RefSeq and is a predicted model, not a curated record. Gene Ontology annotation, molecular function: hormone activity. Gene Ontology annotation, cellular component: extracellular region.